Messenger RNA from Punica granatum (pomegranate), 1033 nucleotides. Lineage: Eukaryota; Viridiplantae; Streptophyta; Magnoliopsida; Myrtales; Lythraceae. The record is from RefSeq and is a predicted model, not a curated record.
AAUUUCAAACAAACAGCUUCAUCACCGGAUCUUGAUCUUUGACUCCAUUAGCUCUUCUUCUUCUUCUUCUUAUUCUACUACUACUUCUCCUUCCUCCUCUGGAUCUCUGCAAAGUCUCAGCUAAGUCCCGAGAAGAACAGAAAAACAAUGCAGCGCAGCAAUGGCAGAAGGCAGCAGCUCCCUCGAAACGUUGACGACAAGGUCUUCUCCAGGCAGCUGACGAAAGAGUCCUCGGCCGCCAACACCUCCUCCCGCAUAUUCUACUAUGGCGGUGCAGCCGGCUCUGUUCCCUUCCGGUGGGAGUCCAGCCCUGGAACCCCGAAGCACCCCUCGUCCUCCUGCACAUCCCUCAUCCCUUCCCUCACUCCUCCCCCUUCCUACCAUGCGAAAAUCUUGAGUACAACUCCAGACUCCGGGUGGAGAAGCAAGCCAAAGGUCGUAAGGGCGAUCCUCUCAAAGCUCAGCAUGCUGCCUGCUUCCCCGAGGCGGUCCUGCCACAUUUCCCCUGCGUCCUCGGUAUCCUCCUCCUCUUCCUCAUCCUCUUCCAUAUGGUCAUUAUCGUCUCCCUCGAGGCUUCGUCGUGGCGGCCAGGGUGAGAACUUGUCAUGGAAGAGAUUUCCUCUCAAGUUCGAGCUGGAAGACAAUGAGAUGGAGGUUGUCAACAGGCACCAGGAGGAGGAAGACGAGCUGGAUGAAUAUUUCAGGCCUCCGUCUCCGACUUCUACAUUGAGUUUUCGCACCAGGAGGAGCAACUCGACCAGUACCGGAAGUCGGUUUCGAGGGUGCUACCCGGUGAAGAGUGUGCGCAACAGGCUCUUCUCCAUCAUAGGGCACCAAGGCAGUGUAUAGCGGCCUUACCAAGUUCGAGUUUACAAGGGAGAUGGAUUACUCGUAUGCGAUCAAGACGGUUUGAUAAUCCUUAAUAUGUGUUCCUAUAUUCCCGUGAUAUUUAGGCCAUGUUACAUGUGAUCAAUGCAAGUCACUGAUUGAAACGUCUAUUUCAAUGAAUGUUCACCUUGUUAUCCCCCUCUCA